Molecule: messenger RNA, 3129 nt
Organism: Pangasianodon hypophthalmus (striped catfish)
Lineage: Eukaryota; Metazoa; Chordata; Actinopteri; Siluriformes; Pangasiidae
Gene: tmtopsb
Product: teleost multiple tissue opsin b
Exons: 4
Coding region: 201-1385 (394 amino acids)
Biological process (GO): G protein-coupled receptor signaling pathway; visual perception
Cellular component (GO): photoreceptor outer segment; membrane
Molecular function (GO): G protein-coupled receptor activity
Source: RefSeq, a predicted model, not a curated record
UCCAUCAUGAGCUCCAUCCUGCGUAUUUAAUGUGAUUAAAUAACUUUAGUGAGGAAUUAAUGAGCAAUUAACACCAGGUGAAAGUGAAGUACAGUGAGUCACGCGCAGCUCCACAGGUAGUGCUUCUGGAGUUAUUUGUUUGUUUGUUUGUUUGUUUGUUUGUUUUUAUUUGUUAAUUAAUGCGGUCUCCUUGAUGGAUCAUGGAUUACUCCAGUGCAGUGCUCGCGUCCAACUUGAGCCGGAGCUGCGCCUCGUGCGCCCACGCCAGCGGCGGUCACGCGCACUCGGAGCGCGAUCUGAGUCCCGCCGGUCACGUGGUGGUCGCCGUGUGUCUCGGCUUCAUCGGCACGUUCGGCUUCGUGAACAACGCGCUCGUGCUCCUGCUGUUCUGCCGUCACAAGCCGCUGCGCUCGCCGAUCAACUGCAUGCUCGUGAGCAUCUCGGUGAGCGACCUGCUCGUGUGCGUGCUCGGGACGCCGUUUAGCUUCGCCGCGAGCGCGCGCAGACGGUGGCUGAUCGGUGCGCACGGCUGCGUGUGGUACGGCUUCAUCAACUCCUUCCUCGGUAUCGUGUCUCUGAUCUCAUUGGCUGCUCUGUCAUAUGAACGUUACUGCACCAUGAUGGGGGCCACGCAGGCCGACGUCACCAGCUACAGGAAGGUCUUCAUGGGCAUCGCUUUCUCCUGGAUCUACUCGCUGGUGUGGACCGUGCCUCCGCUGUUCGGGUGGAGCCAGUACGGUCCCGAGGGUCCCGGUACUACCUGCAGUGUCAACUGGACCACCAAAACAGCAAACAACGUGUCCUACAUAGUCUGUCUCUUCUUUUUCUGUCUCAUCCUUCCGUUUGUAGUGAUUGUGUACAGCUACGGAAAACUGCUGCAGGCCAUCAAGCAGGUGAUUAGGAUCAACACGGCGCUGAGUCGUAAGCGUGAACAGCGGGUUCUCCUCCUGGUGGUCACCAUGGUGGCAUGUUAUCUGCUGUGCUGGCUGCCGUACGGUAUCAUGGCGCUCGUAGCGACGUUCGGAGAACCCGGACUGGUCACGCCCGAGGCCAGCAUCAUGCCGUCUCUGUUAGCCAAAACGAGCACCGUGAUCAACCCCAUCAUCUACAUCUUCAUGAACAAACAGUUCUACAGGUGCUUCAGAGAUCUGCUCACGUGCACGUCUCCAGAUCGAGGCUCACACUACGGAAACUCCUCCAAGGUCACAAAGUCUCUCAGGAUAUUUAGACGAGCCAACGGUCCCAACGCAGCUCCGUGCCAAGACGCCGCCUGCAAUCCAGACAGCGACAAGCCGAAGAGCGGCUCCGAGCCCGAGACCCGUUCUCCAGCAGCUCCUGGAACCGUGAAGCCCGCUGUCUCUCUGAUGGUCUACUACAACGGAUGAGCAGAUAGACAGAGACCUGGGUCACGACUUCACUCUUAAUUAUCCAAAGAACCCUUGAUUUUUCUCAGAGUACCAAAAGCUAAAGGUUAAACACACGGCAGGUACGAAGAAGGAAAUUUCAUAACCUUGAUUUCGUCUCUUUGUCACAUUACACAAAACUGCACACACAAAUAAAAUAAAUCAUUAUAGAACUCAUAGUGUUUAAUUCAAAUACAUUUAUGUGAUUGUAAACUAACAUGAUAAUCCCGACUAGUGCUUUUUUAUUACAAUAAUCCUCGUUAUGUUCAGGAUUAUUUAUGUUCAGAAAUUUAUCACGCUUUCUUUUGAUGAAGGAACGUUGACAAAAACAAAAUAACCCAUGAUGCAUUUUUCUUCUCUACUUAUCUUCAGAGAUGAAGGCUUUUAAACUUCAACAUAAACACUGAUUCCUGUUUCAGCCUGUCCAGGGAUAAGUUUUUUUUUUUUUUUUUGAAACAGAGAAAUCUGCAGGUCUGGGAUUUAACCGAUUUUCAUCAGAAUUCCAGAUUAAAUUUCAGAUUUUCUGGAUCAGACAACUGAUGUGGGGACCAGAAGGGUUUUAGAGUUGCACACUGAAGGAAUGAUUUAUUCAUGGAGGAAAAGAAGUGAUGAAGAAGAGGAGGAAAAGACGUGAUGAAGAAGAGGAGAAAAAGAAGUGAUGAAGAAGAGGAGAAAAAGAAGUGAUGAAGAAGAAGAGGAUUUUGAGCUGAAGGACGAAAUACAGGAGCAUAACUACACAUCUGUGUACACGACUCACAGGGACGCGUCUCUCACGUCUCAUCAUUUCUCUCAUUAAUUCACCUCACCUUCAGGAAGUCACACACACACACACACACACACACAUUUUGUCCUCGGAUGUCAGGAAAUUAAUGUAUAUUUAUCACAAUUCAGAAUUUCUCAACCCGGUUCUGCUUUAGUGAUCUGACACUGAUGUGCUUUGGAUUAUAAAUCAUAAUCGUAGGCUGCUAAGGUCAAUAACAUGCUUGCAUAAAACUCCAGAAAUAUUGGCACCCUUCAAGAGAAUGUGCAAAGUUUAUUCAAAUCUUACAACCAAGAAGUAGGAGAAACUGUAGAACUGUUCUCUAAAAAAAAAAAAUCUAUAUGAAAAUCUAUAAAAAAAAUCAUUCAAAACCUUUUUUAAAACCCUUUAUUUCAAGUCACAUUGUUAAUUGAAAUUUUAUGACAUCCCUGAAGAAUACUUAAAGUAAGUGCAAAUUUUCAUCCUUAAUUUCUUUUUAUUUUAAUUGAUCUCAGUCUCAAGAAGAUAGUACUUCACUAAAUAUUAAUUAUGGGGUGUCAAUACUUUUGAAUACAGUGUUUUGCAGGCAAAUAAUGCCCUAGAUUCUAAACUGUGUGUGUGUGUGAAAUGUGUGGUGAAAUAUUCUUUUAAAAAAAAAAAAAUUGUUGUUUACUAAAUUUCUCUCAGUAGAAACUCAGUUUGUCUCACCUUUGAGGUUUCGCCUAAUAUUUGUGGAGGUGCCAAUAAUUUUUAAACCAGUUUUUAAAGAAAAUAAUCACUACUUAUAUUUCAAAACUUACAAAACUUUUUAUUUUUGAAAAAUGUUUUAAAAUCCUUUAAAACAUUUUAAAUGAAUACAGUAUGUCUAACGUCAGUAUAUUUCGUUACAUGCAUUAUUUAAUUUACAUGGGUUUAUUUUUUUGCAUAUUUUCAUGAAGGGUGCCAAUACUUCAGGAGUUCAGGAGAGAUACAAGCUGGUGAGUUAUU